Messenger RNA from Acanthaster planci (crown-of-thorns starfish), 2902 nucleotides. Its product is annotated as sulfotransferase 1C2-like. The record is from RefSeq and is a predicted model, not a curated record. NCBI's taxonomy places the organism in Eukaryota, Metazoa, Echinodermata, Asteroidea, Valvatida, Acanthasteridae. Gene Ontology annotation, molecular function: sulfotransferase activity.
CAAACGGUUACUUAUUCAACGUUCGAAUAUGGAACAGUUACUUGUUCAACGUUGAAGGUUGAAUGUCGAACGUCAAACGAGGAACGAGAAACCAACUUCACACCGCCGGAAGCCGGAAGAGGCACCCGAGGGCAUGGGCCUGCCCCCCCCCAACUCAGCGGUGUGCCGUGGGCGUGUCAGUGGGUGAUUUGGUCACGACUAUACCGUUGAAGAAGUCCCAGUUACGGUAGGCUUACAUUCUCAUUCGUUUAGUCUCACAUUUAGUCCUCGCUAAUGCCCACAUAUUUUUGUUAUUGCGUCCACAGGUUAUUUCCAUAGAGGUAGAUCUCUGAUCAACUACGAACGGUCCGUUCGUGUUUGACUUCGAUCCAAACCAGUCUCAGCGUACACGGAGGGAAUUAUGGCGAGCGUGCAACAACUUGAGCAAAUGUUGGCUCGGAGGGCAAAGAUGAAACUAGAAGAUAUCCACAUUCUCGAGACCUACGAGUAUGAAGGAGUUACACUUGCCUUGGACACUUUGAAGAGUACCAUGGACGAUUUGAAGACAUUUGAGAUUCGAGAAGAUGAUGUAUUCAUUGUAACCUUCCCCAAAGCAGGUACCACGUGGAUGCAGGAGAUCAUGUCUGCCGUCCUCCAUGAUGGAGACAUCGAGAAACUCAACCAGCUGCACACGAUGAUCCCACGCACCCACAAACGUUUGGAAAAGAUGCCUCGAGGUUCUCCCCGCCACAUCAAGUCCCACCUCCCGGGCCAACUUUUGCCCCCUCAGGUGUGGGAGAAGAAGGUCAAGAUCGUUUACGUCAUCAGGAACCCCAAGGAUGUGGUGGUCAGCUUUUUCCAUCACAUCUCUUGGACACUUCCGGCGGAUCGGCCAUUUCUGUUCGACGACUUUUUUGACACCUUCAUCAACGGCACCAAUCCGUACGGUAAGUGGUGGGAACACUACCUGUACUUCUGGGAGCGGCGUAACGAGGACAACAUUCUAUUUCUACGAUUCGAGGAUGCAAAGAAGGAUCUCCGUGGUAUCGUGAAGCGAAUCAGCGCGUUUUUGGGCAAAGCGUUACCGGAUGACGUCAUCGAUGCCAUCACUGACCACUGCACCUUUGAGAACAUGAAGAAGAACCCAAUGACCAAUCCGGACACUAUCACCCAGAUAAUCCAUGGAGGCAAGAUGCCCGAGGGGAAAUCGUUUAUGAGAGCAGGGAAGGUUGGCAGUUGGAAGUCGAAGCUGUCUGACUCUCAAAGCGAGGCCUUGGAUUCUCUUUGCAAGGAGAAAUUGGCGGGAACAGGGCUUUCGUUCGAAUGAGGGACCGAUCAUCACAUUAGAGGAAUGGGAAUUUUAAUGAUUAAUAAAUGCUCUGGCUUUAAGAAACUUUGUGGACAGUUAGUUGUUCAAAGGGGAAUGUUUAGUAUACAUGUACAUUAAACCCUACUAAACGACUGCAGUCUUUUUUAAUAUCAAAGUAUAUCAACGAUGACGAGAUUCUCUGGCAUUAGUUUUUAAUGUGUACGCUCGAAAACGAAAACAGACAGUAGGGCAUCCAGGUUUGAUUGGGGAAUUAGCAAAAUCAGGAUUUUAUUCACAACUGUCAAGCACAAAAUUCCUUUCUUUAAACUUUCAAAUAUAGGAACAUAAUUAUCCGCAAGGAACUCUCCCUACCCCGUACCCGCUGGACACGCCACUAGUAACAGGUGACAUCGUCGGUGCAUCGGGGUGGGAUGCCAGCUUUUUGGAGGUGUGUCAAAAGUAAUAGGGAAAGGCAAAUUUGUGGACUUUUCUUUUCCCUUCCAAUAAGUGUACAAAAAAUACAUAAAGAACAUGAUUUAGCUUCAGAUCUAAGAAAGGCUAUGAAAGGUUACAUUACAGAAACUUUGAUUCCUACCUUAAAAAAUUACCUAGUUCUGGAUCCGUUACCUCUUACACUUUAAUUUGUUUUGAUAGCUUUUACCUUUUAUUGUCUUUUCUUACAAUUUUUUAGAAUCUCAUAUUUGAUGUAUUUGAUAUAUAUAUAUUUGAUUUUCAGUGGUCCCUAGGGGGUUAGGGUUAAGUGUUUUGACGUCAAUUUCUAUGUACAUUUGCCAUUUUUAUCAUUUGUAUCUCUCAAGACUGAAACUAAAUAACAAUGCGAACAGCGAGUAAUCUUAUGGACAAAUUAAUGUUUCCUGUCAAAUUUUAAUUCAAGUUUUUUAAGUUUAACAAAAAAGAAUUGGGAAAUGACUGCCUUUUGAAAAAUACACGGUAUGCACUUCCCCUUUUUUUCAAUUCAAAACUUGCUUACAGACUGGGAAGGUCAGUAAUAGUCAGGUUUCCCAGUGUUUCCUACAGGCUUUUGUAGUGGGCAAGACGGGCAAAAAUAUGAGUAUAACCUUGCCGCUCCGAGGAGAAAGUCGGCGUGUUUCAAGUCUCUACCUGCAAUCACGUGAUAAUUGGCCUCAUGUCAUCCGAUCCUCUGAACAGAGCCAUCAUAGCUGGACUUGGUUUUUAUUUUCCAACAUCAAAAUAAGUGGAAACAAGGCCAGUCAUUUAGCCACUGAUAACCAGUGUAACCACCAAACCAAGAUCAAGGCAUGAACCCAGAAUCAUAAACACUGUAGGUAGUAUAAAUUGAGCGCUCCUCCUGUCACCUUUGGAUUGGUCAAAGAGGGAGUGUAGGUUCCUAUUCAACUGGCUUGAAGCCCUGCGAAUGCUAAAAUCCUGAUUCUAGUUACUUUGUUGGGAACUUUUAAAAGUGUCUUUUAUUUUGCAUUAUUAUUAUUAAUUUUUUGAGGGAGAGGCAUCCAGAAAAUGACUGAAUGAAUGAUAAAUUCACUUUCUACUCUGGCAUUCUAAAAUUGACUGAGCUAGUUUAGAAAUUUAACAAGUAGAAAUAAACUGUGUGUUGCUUGUGGUGUCAAAUUUAAA